CUUCUGCUGUCUGUCACUCAGUAACUUCUCUUUCUCACUUACACACUCUCUCUCUCUCUCUCUCUCUCUUUCCAUUGCUUGACUUUUGUGGUCAGCGUAAUAAAUACAUAUAACCGCCGGAGAAAAUGGGAAGAGCGCCGUGUUGCGAGAAGGUCGGUAUUAAGAGAGGGCGGUGGACGGCGGAGGAGGACCAGAUUCUCUCCAACUACAUUCAAUCCAACGGCGAAGGAUCUUGGAGAUCUCUCCCCAAAAAUGCCGGAUUAAAAAGGUGGUCACUAAUUGCGGGUCAUCUUCCAGGGAGAACAGACAACGAAAUAAAAAAUUAUUGGAACUCUCAUCUCAGCCGUAAACUCCACAACUUCAUUAGGAAGCCGUCCAUCUCUCAAGACGUCUCCGCCGUAAUCAUGAACGCUUCUUUAGCGCCACCGCCGCCGCAGGCAAAACGUAGACUCGGGAGAACAAGUAGAUCCGCCAUGAAACCAAAAAUCCACAGAAUAAAAACUCGAAAAACAAAGAAAACGUCUGCACCGCCGGAGCCUAACGCCGACGUAGCGGUGGCUGAGGAAGGAGCAUUAAUGGUGGAGUUAAGUGGAGCCGAGGCUGAGCUAGGACCAUGUGACUACUAUGGAGAUGAUUGUAAUAAAAAUCUCAUGAGCAUUAAUGGCGAUAAUGGAGUUUUAACGUUUGAUGAUGACAUCAUCGAUCUUUUGUUGGACGAGUCAGAUCCUGGCGACUUGUACACAACGUGCGGUGGUGAUGGGGAGUUGAAUAACAUGAGAGACCCUGAAGGAGCCAGCGGGUUCUCGGAGACUUCGAACCAAGGGAAUCUCGACUGUCUUCUUCAGUCGUGUCCAUCGGUGGAGUCGUUUCUCAACUAUGACCACCAAGUUAACGAUGUGUCAACGGAUGAGUUUAUCGAUUGGGAUUGUGUUUGGCAAGAAGGUAGUGAUAAUAAUCUUUGGCAUGAGAAAGAGGGUCCCGACUCUAUGGUGUCGUGGCUUUUGGACGGUGAUGAUGAGGCCACGAUCGGGAAAAGUAAUUGUCAGAACUUCGGAGAACCGUUGGAUCAUGACGACGAAAACGCUUUGGUCGCUUGGCUUCUGUCUUGAUGAUAUUGAUUGAUCCGUUAAGUAAUCUUUUUUUGUGUGUUCACAGUUUGAAUCUAUUCCACGUCGCAUCAUAUCAUCGAUUUAUGUGCGUAUGCCUUCUCUUCGUUGUUUGGUUUGUUUUGGAAAGUUUAGGAUCUAAAUAUUAGUCCAUUAGUUAGAAUUAUAUAAUGCAAUAAAACCCAUGGGAUGUU
Molecule: messenger RNA, 1300 nt
Organism: Arabidopsis arenosa
Lineage: Eukaryota; Viridiplantae; Streptophyta; Magnoliopsida; Brassicales; Brassicaceae
Source: the annotation of a GenBank genome assembly